AACAACCACAGGAGCGAAUCCCCCUCCACUCGAUAGCAAGUUCCAACCUUCCUAUCAACAAAUCCCCCUUUGGCAGCAUAUUCUCCAUCACCUCGCCAGCAAUGUCAACUCUCACCGCUCUGGAGAUGGCUAUCGAAGCCGAGGCAUUUAUUCACCAGCGUUACGGUGGGAUCUCGUUCCACGAGUAUCUCCCCUUGCUCACCGAUGGGACUUUUUGCUUUGAGGGAUCGGACGGAGCUCAGCUCCAGGUUUCCCAUAUGCUUCCUACCAAGUGGAAACCUACCCCCGAGCCGCUCAGGGUUUCUUUCAAUCCGUCCCCCCAUACCAUCGUCGGGACUCAUCUCACUCUUCAUGACCGCCCUGUCUACAAGCUUAGCGAUGGGUCCAUUCUUGUCGUUUCCGACCCCACCACUAGCCCCACCAGUUUCCAGCUCACGGAUAUCACUUUCGAUGAUCCUCAGCAUGAAGUCACUAAUGAAAACCGUUUUUUGCGCUUUUUCAUCAAGGCUGGUCAAGACCUCUCAUCUCAUGAGAUCAGUGUUCGCAAAAUUCAGGAGAAGGGUAUCAAGCGCCCUGCCAAUGCGUAAGUACAACUCUACCAACCUACAAGCUUCAUACGCUCAUGCAGUCACAGAUUCAUUUUGUUCCGGACCGAGAGGAUGGGUUCCAUCAAAUCCCAAUAUCCGGGGAUUGGAAACAAUGACAUCUGUAUGUAGUUCUCAUUCCCUCUUAUUAAAACUUCAUUCCUAGUAUCACCUUCACUAAUAGUUUCGAUAGCCAAAAUUCUUGGUCGUAUGUGGCGGGAUUCCCCGGACGAGGCGAAGGAAGUGUAUAAGGUAUAGCAUCUCACUCAACUACUAGUUGACCUGGCUAACAAAUUAAUAGGCAAAGGCCCGUCAACUCGCGAUCUCCCACAAGUUGAUCUACCCGAACUACAAAUACACCCCGCGCCGUCCUUAUGAAAUUUUAAGGCGAUUGAAUGGGAAUGUAGAUCCUGAGAUCGUAAACGAACCCGGAAAUACGGUUGCAAAUGACCUUGGGGCGCUCACCCAAAGGUUUAUCGCCCAUCCGACCGCCGCCACUCUCAAUGAAAUUAUCGCGGAGGCAGGGCAGAUCAUGAGCGCCCUUGGCUAUACUGAGUAAGCCACCUCGGCAGAGGGGCUUGUGUGUUCCUUGGGUGAUAUUCUUUUAAUGGGAGGGAGGGUUGUGUCUGUUC
This is a messenger RNA of Tuber aestivum (summer truffle), 1216 nucleotides long. The record is from the annotation of a GenBank genome assembly. Lineage: Eukaryota; Fungi; Ascomycota; Pezizomycetes; Pezizales; Tuberaceae.